Numida meleagris (helmeted guineafowl) is the source of this 3980-nucleotide messenger RNA. It is a transcript of the gene LRRC8B, whose product is annotated as leucine rich repeat containing 8 family member B. Bases 436 to 2841 code for a protein of 801 amino acids. Lineage: Eukaryota; Metazoa; Chordata; Aves; Galliformes; Numididae. Gene Ontology annotation, molecular function: protein binding. The record is from RefSeq and is a predicted model, not a curated record. The transcript is spliced from 5 exons.
GACCGCGAACGCGGGUUGCCCUCUGCUUCCUUCCCCUUCUUCGUGCCGGCACGGCCCAGGUGCGGCGUCACCUGCACCCGCGGGGCCGCUGCCUGCCCUCGGGCAGCUCGGAGCUGCGGCCUGCCCGUGCGGGGCCCCCCGCGCCCUGUUUCGGGCUGCUUGGUUCCUUCUUCCACACCCGGUGCUUCCGUUCCCUAUCCCCAGCAGCGCGCUGCUCCCGUGUUCUUACACCGUGGUACUUGCUUAUCCUCGGACCGGGGGCAUAUUAUUACCAUCCUGUCCUUCUUCAGCUGCUUUCCCUUGAGUGGGCCUGAAUGAAGACAAAUGUGAAGAUGGCAUGUCCAAGGAAUUUUAAAAGGUGUAGACCUCCUGACUGAGAGGUGCUGUGUAUUUUAUUCUUUUUAAUAAACUGCUGUUCUCUCACAGGUGAAAGUCAUGAUCACGCUAACAGAACUCAAAUACUUAGCAGAUGCCCAGUCAUCCUACCACAUACUAAAACCAUGGUGGGAUGUCUUCUGGUAUUACCUCACCAUGAUAAUGCUGCUAGUUGCUGUGCUUGCUGGGGCUCUCCAGCUUACUCAAACCAGAGUGCUGUGUUGUCUUCCUUGCAAGCUAGAAUUUGACAAUCAUUGUGCCGUGCCUUGGGAUUUAAUUAAAACCAACCUUAACAUGUCUGCUAGUUCUACAGCACAGAUAAUCAUCCCACUUAAAAUACAGAAUGAUCUCCAUCGGCAGCAGUAUUCCUAUAUUGAUGCAGUAUGUUAUGAGAGACAGCUUCAUUGGUUUGCCAAAUUUUUUCCAUACCUAGUGCUUCUGCAUACCUUUAUUUUUGCAGCUUGCAGUAAUUUCUGGCUUUACUAUCCUAGUACAAGUUCCAGGCUUGAGCACUUUGUAGCUAUUCUUCAGAAGUGUUUUGAUUCUCCAUGGACAACACGUGCCCUCUCAGAAACAGUUGCUGAGCAGUCUGUGAGGAAGUUGCCGAUAGCCAAAUCAAAAGCAGUGAUUUCAUCACCUGGGAGUUCAGUAGAUGUAGGUGCCAGCAGACAGUCUCUGCCAUAUACACAACCUGGCCUGGAAACAACUGGAAGAGAAAAUUCCUCAAGUGUUCUUGACAAAAAAGAAGGAGAACAAGCUAAAGCUAUAUUUGAAAAAGUGAAGAAAUUCAGAGUGCAUGUUGAAGAGAAGGAUGUCAUAUAUAGAGUGUACAUGAAACAGAUCAUAGUCAAAGUCAUUGUGUUUGUAGUAAUAAUAAUUUAUGUUCCCUAUUAUUUAUCCUUUAUUAAACUUGAACUUGAUUGCAUAGUUAAUGUACAAGCCUUUACAGGCUAUAAAAGGUACCAGUGUGUUUAUUCACUAGCAGAAAUUUUUAAAGUUUUGGCUUCAUUUUAUGUUGUUUUGGUGAUCUUCUAUGGCUUAACUUGUACAUAUAGUUUGUGGUGGAUGUUAAGAAGCUCACUUAAGCAAUAUUCUUUUGAGAAGUUGAGAGAGAAAAGUAACUACAGUGAUAUACCUGAUGUAAAGAAUGACUUCGCAUUUAUUCUCCACUUGGCAGAUCAGUAUGAUCCUCUUUAUUCCCAGCGAUUCUCAAUAUUCUUGUCUGAUUUGAGUGAAAACAAACUGAAACAGAUAAAUCUGAACAAUGAAUGGUCAGUGGAAAAACUGAAAAAUAAGCUAGUAAGAAAUUCGCAGGACAAGGUUGAACUUCACCUUUUCAUGUUAAGUGGUCUUCCAGACAGUGUCUUCGAAUUGACAGAAAUAGAAGUCCUAAGCUUGGAACUUAUUCCUGAAGCAAAACUUCCUUCAGCUGUGACCCAGCUAGUCAGUCUCAAAGAACUCAACGUUUAUCAUUCAUCAGUAACUAUGGAUUAUCCAGCAAUGAGCUUUUUAGAAGAAAAUCUGAAAACAUUGCGUCUGAAAUCUAGUGAGAUGGGAAGAAUCCCAUUUUGGGUCUUUCAUCUGAAAAACCUAAAAGAAUUGUGCUUAACAGGAUAUUUCAUGCUAGACCAUCACAACUCCAUUUACAACGAAAGCUUUCAGGGGCUGAAAAAUCUGAGAUCAAUUCACUUAAAAAACAACCUUUCUCGCAUACCUCAAGUGGUUACAGAUCUGCCUUCUUUGCAACACUUAUCUAUCAACAAUGAGGGGAAUAAACUCAUAGUGCUGAAUAAUUUGAAGAAGCUUGUGCACUUGAGAACCUUGGAAUUAAUCUGCUGUGAUCUAGAGCGCAUUCCCCAUUCCAUUUUUACCCUAAACAACUUGCAUGAAAUUGACUUAAGAGAAAAUAAUCUCAGAACAGUGGAAGAAAUCAUUAGUUUUCAACAUCUUAAGAACUUGUCUUGCUUAAAAUUGUGGCACAACAGCAUUUCGUAUGUCCCAGUGCAAAUUGGUGCAUUAUCAAACCUGGAACAAUUGUAUCUAAAUUACAAUAAUAUUAAAAAUGUUCCAUUGCAGCUGUUUCUUUGCAAAAAGUUACAAUAUUUGGAUCUUAGCUAUAAUAAGCUAACCUCCAUCCCUGAAGAAAUCGGUUAUCUGACCAAUCUACAGUACUUGGCUCUGACUAAAAACCAUAUUGAAAUGCUGCCUGAUAGACUGUUUCAGUGCAAAAAGCUGCAGUUUCUUCUUCUGGGAAAUAACAGUCUGAUGAAUUUGUCCCCUUGUGUGGGCCAGCUACUGAAUCUUGUUCACUUAGAGCUCAUUGGAAACUAUCUUGAAUCACUUCCUGCUGAACUGGAAGAAUGUCAGUUCCUAAAACGUAGUAGUCUAAUUGUGGAAGAAAGGUUGUUAAAAACACUCCCACCUCGUGUAAGAGAUCGCUUGCAGACCAGCUCAGAUAAGUGCUAAGCUUGAACUGAAGCUCUGCAUCAGUGCAUCCUGUAAGCCUUCUUGCUUAAUACUCUCUAAAGAGUUGUAUAGAUGGAGAGAGUAGCAGUUUACAGAUUAGUCUUAAAUGCAUUGAACAGAGUUGAUUGUAUUGAAAGAAAAACAUAUUUAAACUCAAACAAAAAAUAUAGCCUUUGACAGGUAAUCAUUUGUUUAGAAAAUCUGAAAUAUGAAUUGCUGGUUGGGUUCUACUGGUUGAAAUAAUGUGGUUAAAUGCUUAUGUAUUGGAAUGGAAGAGUUGAUUGCCUGGCUAUCAUGAGUUUGUAUAUACUUUCUUUCCUAUAAGGAAUUUUUUUCUGUUGGUAGUGAUAAUUUUAAACAGUUUCAACUCCUGCCAUAUGAGGCCUAAGAACUGUCUGAAAUUAGUUUCUAAAUGUGAACUCUUCACUAAUUUAGAAUGUUAAAUAAAAAAUCUGAACUUUUUGAGCAAUUCAAUUGCAUGGGAUAUACUGAAAAUCUUUUUCACACUACCUUAAUUUUUGAAGGUUUUUGACGAGUACUGAGUGUUAGUUCUAUAGUUGUGGAAGAUGCCAUUUAAAUCCUGCUAUUAAAGCCAGUUGGACAAUAAUACCUGAAACCAGUUUCAGUAUUUUGUCUUAAAGAUAGUAAGUACAAAAUAAAAUAUUGCCUAGAAAUUGGAAAGAAUCAGAACAAUCUGGAAUAAGUGUUGUGCAUGUGUACUAGUCAAAUUUUACAUACCGAUCAUAGCUAAAGUUGGCAAACAGCACAAGAUUAUAAAGUUGUCUGCUGUAUGUUGUGAGCAUCCCAAAUGUUAGUGUAAUGUAUGUUGCUAUUCAAUAUUUUUCAGUAGUCUCUCAUUUACUGACUGCCUCAAUGCCACUUCUCUGUGCCCAGUUAUGAUAUUUUGGUGGCUGGGGAGAGAAUGAAAGAGGUUUGCAUUAGGGACUGAAAGACACAGUUAGCACAAACCAAAUAAUCACAUAGUUCAUAAGUACUUGAGAAGAAAAAAUAAGAGUUAUGAGCUUUGUAUCUUCUAGGCAUGGAAUAAUUUCAUAAAUUACAGUGAUGAAAUGAGUUCAUAUGCCAUCCUUAAUGCUUCCAACACUGGAUGGAAAUAAAAUGGUUCCUGACUUUAUUCA